AUGUGUGCACGUGCCAGCACUGAUGUGGAGAAACUGUCGGAAUUAAUAAAUGCGAAAGAUCUGAAGAAGCCGGCAGUACCAAUGUCACGAUUCUUGUGGCAGCAGCUUGUCGGGAUUGCGAAAAUGAUGGUAGAAGAAGGUGUUCGAAGGGCGUACAAGCGCGACCCGGCCCACAGGGUUUUUGUUAAUCGCAAUCUUCGCAUGGAAAAAAUUCGAUUUUUUGGCUUCGAUAUGGACUACACAUUGGCAGGUUAG
Gongylonema pulchrum is the source of this 255-nucleotide messenger RNA. Lineage: Eukaryota; Metazoa; Nematoda; Chromadorea; Rhabditida; Gongylonematidae. The record is from the annotation of a GenBank genome assembly.